AGAACGGAAAACCCAGCUCCAGCCCCCGAGCCACCAGCUCUGCAUGGCGCUAACUCUCCUUCUUCCCAUGCUGGCCUGUCUCCAGAUCCUCCCCCGGCCGGCGUCCCCCGCAGAUGUAGCUUCCCUGAAGCCAUUGCUGACUGUGAGCCCAGACUAUUCCACCUACCGUGUUGGCGAUUCUGUUACCUUCACAUGCUUAACACCCAUAGGGCACCAGGCCAUGCAAUUCCAGUUUCUAAGGGAUGGAGCUGAAGUGGACUCUCCAGAGACCCAAAGUCAGCUUCCCUAUACCUACAAUCUGCCUAGUCUAAAUGUGAAUGACUCCGGGUCCUACCACUGUAGGUACUGGACACAUGGGCAGAAGAUCCCGUCCAAACUGAGUGAUCCUAUCACCCUAAAUGUCUACGAUGAAGCUUCCCUGAAGCCAUUGCUGACUGUGAGCCCAGACUAUUCCACCUACCGUGUUGGCGAUUCUGUUACCUUCACAUGCUUAACACCCAAAGGGCACCAGGCCAUGCAAUUCCAGUUUCUAAGGGAUGGAGCUGAAGUGGACUCUCCAGAGACCCAAAGUCAGCUUCCCGAUACCUACAAUCUGCCUAGUCUAAAUGUGCAUGACUCCGGGUCCUACCACUGUAGGUACUGGACACAUGGGCAGAAGAUCCCGUCCAAACUGAGUGAUCCUAUCACCCUAAAUGUCUACGACCGACCACCACCCCCCUCACUCUCUCUGGACCCCCGCUGCCUUGAGUACCUGCUGGGGGAACAGGCAACGCUCAGCUGCAUAGAUCCCAAAGUCGGGGAGGUGACAGGAUACAGAUUCUACAAUGAAAGAAGUGGGGAGAUCUCCAGCUAUAAACCUGACCCAAGCGGGGGAGCCAAACUGGUCUUCCUUACACUUCACAUGGCUGAUGCUGGAUCAUAUACUUGCAAAUACUGGAGAGCACAGUCUGGGCAAGAGAUACUGUCAGUGGGAAGCCAAUCGGUCUCUGUUUCAGUGCUGGAUCCUCCUUCCCAACCGGCACUGAGCCUGGAUCCCCCGUCUGGCGUGAUUAAGGAAGGGCUCCCCCUGCUGAUCACCUGCAUGGCCCCUAGGGACACCGGUGAGCGAAGGUUCCACUUCUACAAGGAUGGAGCUGAGUUCAACCCUGGGAACACACAGUCUCAGAUCAGCACCACGGGGCCAGGGCCUGGCUCUAUGAAUGUCUCUGUGCUCAGCAUCCCAUGGGCCCGUCCUGACAUCACUGGGAAAUUCACCUGCGGGUAUGAGGAGAAAGUGUGCCGGAAGUGGGUCCAGUCCCCCAGGAGCCAGGCUGUGACCAUCACCGUGACAGCGGACAAAGUUUUCCUGCUCCGGUUCCUGGUGGUGGGUGGCUCCUUCUUCAUCAUCAAUGGCCUCAUCUUCCUCAUCUCCCACUGCUGCUUGUAGCACACAGGGUCUGCAGGACGCUCCCAGGCAGAAUCGGGUAGGGGAUUUUGGAUCAAUAAAAGGCUCCAGGCCAUUCUCAG
This is a messenger RNA of Emys orbicularis (European pond turtle), 1506 nucleotides long. Its product is annotated as Fc receptor-like protein 5. Lineage: Eukaryota; Metazoa; Chordata; Testudines; Emydidae. Bases 44 to 1426 code for a protein of 460 amino acids. Gene Ontology annotation, biological process: cell surface receptor signaling pathway. Gene Ontology annotation, molecular function: transmembrane signaling receptor activity. The record is from RefSeq and is a predicted model, not a curated record. Gene Ontology annotation, cellular component: plasma membrane. The transcript has 8 exons.